Messenger RNA from Bursaphelenchus xylophilus (pine wood nematode), 4815 nucleotides. The record is from the annotation of a GenBank genome assembly. Lineage: Eukaryota; Metazoa; Nematoda; Chromadorea; Rhabditida; Aphelenchoididae.
AUGACUGGAUGCCCCAACUUCAAACAGCCCGUUCUCGGACACUUUCCGGCGUCUUCGAAACUUGGUGUAGCUAACAAAAAGCCGUCUUUCGGCACGCUGAACAUACUGGUGAAGACCCCGUCUCGCUACGACAUCUGGUUCUCGAGUUAUGACAAAACGAGUCAUUUUACAGUAACCCAAAGUAAAGUAAGAUUUCGAAAAAAAGAUAACGGGAAAGUUUCUUAGAAUGGUACGUAACUACAGUUUUCCAAGUUUAAAGGAAAUUGAAGCAGUUUGAUUUUUCGUGUAGCCAGGGUUGUUUACCUGCGCUUGACUUUUAGAAAAAUUGUGUUUUAACGCGAAAAAAGGCCUUUUAGCGUUAUAAAGUAGAAGAAUUCAACACUACAACGCCUGUGGUAACUUUGUCAUUGGCGGUAGAGCAAAAAUUUUUAUAGAUCUACAUAGCCCGAAGUCUCAGCAUUAUUUGAAUUUUUGGAGGGUGCUUGUAGGCCCAAGUAGAGGAAAGUUAUGGCUCAAAUACUACCACCAGUCCGUAAUUUUGGACGUAAAAAGUCACUCCGAUUGAGAAUUGGCGCAAUCCUCAUUUUCCUGCCGUCUCUCCCGUUUCGCAUGCAUUUCCUCUGUUCCCUCGCUCACUCAUAUUUCUAUUUUCUUUAUUUUGCGUUCGUGAAACAGGCCCCAGGAAGCCCAAUCCCGAUGCACCCAAUCAAAACGUCCAAUGUUCGUUCUAGCUCAUCGGUCUCGUGCCUUGUUUGUGGCCUCAGCGAGUCUUCGUGGCCAAGGUUUCGCAGUCUUCUUGCAUCUGGAUUCGGAUUCCUGGAAAAUGUUAUGUUUCACUAGGUGUUUUGGUGAAGAUUUUGCCUGUAACUCGACAAAAACCAUCAGCACUCCUGGCCGUUUCUUUGGGAAGCUACAUCCAUUUCCACACUUCGUUAUGUCAAAAGGUACCUAAAAUCGUUCAACCGCAAAAAAUAUAGGACCAGCGAAAUUUUGUGCCGAGCUGCUCCGAAUAAGAAAACACAAAAAGCAUACCUUUUUCAGCCAUCUCCACUGACCUUUCACCUCUGUUCCAUUUAUAGCAACAAAAAAAACGAAUUUUUUAUUUUCUAUCAAGAGACCAUCCGUUUUGGGUCCCGGAAACAUUCCUUAUUUGCGCCUUGGCUUGUAGAACCUCGCGUUUUUUGCCGAAGUCUUACAACGUAUUUUACAAGUAUUUCUUUGCCGCCCUGCAUAAUAUGUGAUAUUAUUCCAGAACUCCUGCGAAUUCCGCGGCCAAUAUUACAAAUUUGGCGACGCGUUUCGUCCGGACGUUUGCUCUCGAUGUGAAUGCUCUUCCUUGGGGAUCGUUUGCAAGAGGUUCGUUUGCCCACCCAACUGCAGGAACCCCAAGUAUCUCCCACAAGUCUGCUGUCCCUUCUGUGACCAUCGAAAGGACCGAGAAGAGAAGUUGUGCUAUGUUCAGAUCAAUGGGAAAAUCAACAUGUAUAAGGUGGGAUAUUUUAUUAUAUUUUUUGUGUUUUAGAAUUGCCGUGUGAGUCAUCGAUUGCGACCAAGUUUGGCGGUAUUUUGGAGACCUUCAGAACUCCUUAUGAAUUUUUCAAAACAUGACGUUUUAGCCUCAAAAAAUCUCACUUUUAGAAAUUUUGGUAAUUCUAAGACUAGAUUUUUUGAUGAAAUUCUCAAAUUUAAGACCGCGUUAUGCAGAAACCUAUCCUUGUUUUCAAGAACUCGUUUCUCUAAUCUCUUCAGGAAUCGGAUGAAUGGAAUCCGGAGCCCUGUUCAAUUUGCAAAUGUCACAACGGCGAGAUUUCCUGUCACAUCAAGACUUGCCCGGCCCUUCAAUGUCAAGAACUCACCGAAAACCCAAAGGACAAAUGCUGUCCGGUUUGUAAAAUACGUGAAGAUUCGGUCCCAAUUGUUCGAAAACCCCGAGAACCUGGCUGUCGAUUGACCAAAAAGGGAAUGAUGACGUCAUUUGAUGGAGAGGCUUUCAAAUUGGACUCGGGAUCUUGCGAAUUCGUGAUGACACAACGAUGCGCUCUUGAUGGGUAAGGGUCUUCGAUUUAUUAAAAAUUUUCAAUGCUUACGAAUUUGGUUUGAGAUUUUUUGCACAGUGCAUCAAUUUUUCAAGCGCAUCCGCACCAUGCGACAAAAGUUCUUUCAAAUUUUUCGCACUGUGCGAAGAAGUUUUGAAAUUACCCGCACAGUGCAUCUUCUUUUGAUUUUCGCACUGUGCAAUUUCUUCCUUUUCCCAAAUUUGUCGCCACACUUGCACAAUGCGACAAAAUUUCUUUCAAGUUUUUUGCACCGUGCGAAGAAGUCUUGAAAUUUUCCGCACAGUGCAUCUUCUUUUGAUUUUCGCACUGUGCAAUUUCUUUCCUUUCCCAAAUUUGUCGCCACACUUGCACAACGCGACAAAAUUUCUUUCAAGUUUUUUGCACCGUGCGAAGAAGUUUUGAAAUUUUCCGCACAGUGCAUCUUCUUUUGAUUCCGCACUGUGCAAUUUCUUUCCUUUCCCAAAUUUGUCGCCACACUUGCACAACGCGACAAAAUUUCUUUCAAGUUUUUUGCACCGUGCGAAGAAGUUUUGAAAUUUUCCGCACAGUGCAUCUUCUUUUGAUUCCGCACUGCGCAGUUUUCCCUUUUUCGAAUUUGUCGCCCCGCUUGCACGGUGCAAAAAAAUGCCUUCAAAUUUUUCGCACUGUGCGAAGCUUCUUCAAAAUCUUUCGCACAAUGCAUCUAUCGCCUCGCUUGCACGGUGCGGAAAAGUUUCCUUCAAAUUUUCCGCACCGUGCGAUUUCUUCAAAAUUUUUCGCACAGUGCAAAUCUAAACGUUGGUUGCACUGUGCAACUAAACCUUUAUUCAAACCUUUGAGAUAAAGUCAACUUUCAUUGUUUUAGCAAUUAAAAAAUAAUUUUUCAGCAAUGCCUCGCCAUUUAUCAUCACCAUCAAGACCUCUGCCAACGGGGCUCCGAAGAAAAUUGGGAUCGAAUUAACUGUUCCGAAUGGAUUUCGGCUCGGAAAAAUGUACUUGCUCCAUGGAAAGGUAAGGAAGAAUAUAAAUCGCAUUCAGAGAGUAACUAUGACUUGUUUAGGAGCUAAAAUACCGUAAUCGUCGGAUCAAAUUGCCUCGAGAAUCGGAUCGUUUCAACGCUUUUAUCGAUUCCAACGAUGAUUUGAAUGUGAAGUUGCAUGGGACUGGUGUUACUUUGAAGUGGGGACCGCACAGUGAUAUUCGCAUUGACGUGAGUUUCAAGCGCCAUAAGAAAUUUAUUUUUUUUAAUUAUUAUUUAUCUGUUUGCGCAUCAAUUUCAAGUCAAAAAUCACAAAUUUCUCGCCAUUUUUUAUAAAAAUUCAAUUUUUCACCCUAAAAUUAUCCAAAAGCUUGUGAAUUGCCACCUCCCUCUCCAAUUUUCCAACUAAAAAUCCGUUUUCAGGCCGACAAAUCGAACGCCCACAUCCUCUGCGGUCUUUGCGGCAAUUUCAACGGGCAUCCCAGCGACGACCAUUGGCCACAGUUUGGGCUUGGCCCAGCUGCCUCCACUUUUGAGUUCAUUGAGUCCUGGAAAACAGAUUCUGAAUGCGGGAUGGAGGAUUUAUACGGCCAAAGCGAAAGGGAUGUUUUGGAAAUGGAAACCGAAGAAGAUGAGGAGCUUGAGGAUCAGUACGUUGGGAAGUUAAAGUGGAAAUCUGAUUUUUUGAGAUUGCUAGAAAUUGGGAGGGGUUUUAAAAUUGGUUUGACUUUACUAGUGGCGGAAAAAAGUCCUUAGAAUUUUUCGCGGCCCCCAAAUCUCGUCGCACUCCGAAAUGUUGAUUUGUCGCGGGAAUCGCGCGCGACAAUAAGGCAAAAUCAAGAAAAUUGCACAGUGCAAAAGCACUUUUCGGGUUCAUGCACAGUGCAGAGUCGCAGAAAAUUCUAAGGACUUUUUUCCGCGAGUAGUAUUUGGCGACACUUUGGAGAUUAAAAUUGAUGUAGCACUUAUAACAAUAUAACUAUAGAUUUCCAUGUUGGUUAUGACGUAACCGCAGGAGUCGUAUUUUAAAAACGUCUAGGAGUCAUUUUACGCAAAUUUUGCAAUAUUAAUCCCAGCUUAGAGCACCAGUUUCGACGUCCGGACCUUAUAAAUGCUAGAUAUUGAUGACUUAGUUGAUAAAUCCAUAUUUUUAUCGGGGAUUCUCAAUCCUUUUACUAUGAGCUUUUUUAGAACUGUCAGAUCCUAAUUUACAACCCUAACCUUAUUUCAUCAAGUGUACUUGACUUACAUCGUGAUGUACUUGACCUUAUACUAGGUCAAAUAUUUUUCUAUUAGAUACGUGCAGAAAGCCAAAAAGCUUUGUAGAUGGUCUAAAAUGGCCUAUAAUUAAACAUUAUGGCCGCGAAACCUUUGCUCUACAACCAUCGCCUCUCAAACCAGCUUAUUUAUCUUAUACUUGACACUUGCCCAUAAUAAUCCCAGUUUUUCAGCUGUUCCAAACUCAUUUCGCCAUCGCAUCGUGCAGAACGUCGGAAGUACUCUCGAAAUUGUAAGAAAAUCAAGAAGAUGUCCCUCCUUUCGUCCUGCCGUUCCACCUUUCCCUAUUCGAAAUUCCUAAAAGACUGCACAGUGCAAGUUUGCAAAUGCGAGGAAAAGAAUCGACGAAGAAAACGGCAGAACCACCGACUCCAGGAGCCCUGUUACUGCCGGCCCAUCCACAAUUAUGUUGGAGAAUGUGCGAGAAGAGGCCUGCUGACUGUGGGAGGCGCGGAUCUCAUGAAUUUGGAGGGAAAAGUCGUUUUGCAUCCAAAAUGUCAGGAUUUUAAACUCGGAAUAUAA